AUGUCAGAUUUCGAUAUUAAAAAGACUUAUUUGAACUUUUUGGAUGAAGAUUCAGAGAUGACCAUGCCUAUAGCGGCAAUUGAAUCAUUAGUUACUCUAUUAAGAGUUAAACAGCCUUCAACUUCUACAGAAUUGAUUAAACUAUUACAAGAUGCUACAGAGACUUUGAAAAGUUCUAUUCCAAAUGCGAUCUCUUUAUCUGCUGGUUGUGAUUUAUUCAUGAGAUUCGUUCUAAGGAAUACACAUUUAUAUCAUGAUUAUGAAUCAUGUAAACGUCAUUUGGUGGAGAAUGGUCAAUUGUUUUUAGAAAGAUCUAAAGCUUCAAGAGAUAAGAUUGCAGAAUUUGGUACAAGAUUCAUUACAGAUGAUGAUAUAGUGUUGGUGCACUCAUUUUCAAGAACUGUUUUCACAUUAUUAAAUCACGCAGUUGAGAAGAAAGUUAGAUUUAGAGUUGUUUGUACGGAAGCUAGACCAACUUUUCAAGGUAAAAUGAUGGCCAAAUUAUUAAGAGAAAAAGGUGUCCCAGUCACUUUAAUUGUGGAUUCAGCAGUAGGAUAUGUGAUACACAAAGUUGAUAAAGUUUUAGUAGGUGCAGAAGGUGUUGCAGAAAGUGGUGGUAUUAUAAAUCAUGUUGGAACUUAUCAAAUUGGUGUUUUGGCUAAAAGUGCAAAUAAACCAUUCUAUGUUGUUUCAGAAAGUCAUAAAUUCGUUAGAAUGUUUCCAUUAGCACCUGAUGAUAUCCCAACAGAUCAAAAUGCCCUAAAUUUCACUACAAAGGAUGAAGAUAUUGGAUCUUCUCCUCAAAUUGAUUUCACACCUCACGAAUUUAUUACUGCCUUGAUCACAGAUUUAGGAGUAUUGACACCGAGUGCAGUCUCAGAAGAGUUGAUCAAGAUGUGGUAUGAUUAG
This is a messenger RNA of Hansenula anomala, 909 nucleotides long. It is a transcript of the gene GCN3, whose product is annotated as translation initiation factor eIF2B subunit alpha. Gene Ontology annotation, cellular component: eukaryotic translation initiation factor 2B complex. NCBI's taxonomy places the organism in Eukaryota, Fungi, Ascomycota, Saccharomycetes, Phaffomycetales, Wickerhamomycetaceae. The transcript has a single exon. Gene Ontology annotation, biological process: translational initiation. Gene Ontology annotation, molecular function: translation initiation factor activity; guanyl-nucleotide exchange factor activity. The coding region runs from base 1 to 909 and encodes 302 amino acids. The record is from RefSeq and is a predicted model, not a curated record.